Siniperca chuatsi (mandarin fish) is the source of this 1373-nucleotide messenger RNA. Its product is annotated as E-selectin-like. The coding region runs from base 157 to 1023 and encodes 288 amino acids. The transcript has 8 exons. The record is from RefSeq and is a predicted model, not a curated record. NCBI's taxonomy places the organism in Eukaryota, Metazoa, Chordata, Actinopteri, Centrarchiformes, Sinipercidae.
CAAACAUUCACUUUCUGUGCUGCUGUGGUAUAAAAUUGUGAUACAAUUAGAAAAACAAGGAUUUGACUGAAGUAGCAAGCUUAUUUUAAAGACUUUAGAAAAUACGUUUUUUAUAUAUUAAAAUACCAAUUCUGGUUUGUAAGUCACUCAUUGAAAAUGAACUGGACAUUAAUCCUCCUCCUUGGUAGCUCCUUGGCUGGGACUAUCUUUGGCUGGACAUAUCAUUACUCGAACAACACCAUGACCUGGGCCCAGGCCCGACACUGGUGCCAGACCUAUUACACAGACAUGGUGGUUAUCCAAAACCAGAAAGAGAACGACCAUCUGGUCUCAAAGCUGCCAAACAGAACUGGAAGUCCAUAUUAUUGGAUUGGAAUCACUAAAAACCACAAGAAUGAAACUUGGACCUGGAUUGGGAAUAACAGCACGUGGAUUGGUGAACAGUCAUGGGCAGCAAACGAGCCCAACAACGACCAUAGCACAGAGUUUUGCGUGGAGAUCUACGUGAACAAUGGAGUAAACCGAGGGAAAUGGAAUGAUGAGAAAUGCAGCCAAAAAAAAUACGCUGUUUGUUAUGAAGCCCAAUGUAAUGCAGCAUCAUGUGGCAGAGGAAGAUGUCAGGAGACCAUAGACAACAUAACCUGCCUCUGUGAACCUGGCUUUGAGGGAGACAGGUGCCAAACAGCUGCGGAAUGCCCCCCUCUGUCUCAGCCUGAAAACGGAUAUCUUAGCUGCUCAGGAGGAAAACAGACAUUCAACUCAACCUGUGGCUUUAAAUGCUACCCAGGCUUCCUGAUCAUAGGCUCGCCGGCUGUUACCUGUGGGGUCACCGGGGUCUGGAGCGGCCCAAGGCCUACAUGUACAAGCUAUAAACAGGCUCUGUUUGCUGUGGCUGGGUGUGGAGCCUUCUCUGCCUUCUCCUGCAUCUGUUUUUGCUGGAUGAAACACAGAAAAAGAAAGAAACUUGCCCAAGUAAGGCAGGCUGAAGAAGCGACAAGUCCAUCCACUGAGGAACAGGGAUGAAGGACAAUUGGAACCUCAUUUAUGUCUUAUUAAAGUAGACCUAUAAUGACACAAAUACAGUUACUCGUAUUAAUUUUAGUACAUUGUUAAUCGAUAAACCUAAAGUCACCGGCUGCACAGGCUGUGUGCCGAGAUAAUCAAUUUGUUUUAUCAGGGUGUUUUAUCUUUGUCUGUUAAAGCUUAAUUUGGCUAUACUGCAUGGAUAUAAAGUGUGUAUGUGUGUGUGUGAUGGUUUAUUAUCAGGUCAUGCAAAUGUAAACUCAAAGCAUUCAUUUAAUAACAUUAUAGUUGCAUUUCUGUGGUAUCUUUGUUAACAAUCCAUUGAAUUAAAUAAAAUGAAUUUAAAAAUG